UUUCCUUUAAUUAGGUUCUUACGGUUCUUACUACAACCCUGCAUUCAAUUUAGGAAGAAUGGCGAUAACACACACGCCGCUACGUAACCCGGAAGUAUAGUCCUAUUUUCAAUUUUCACAAUGAUGAGAUUGGACGACAACGAUGAUGAUGUCUCCCUUUUUGAUGCAGAGGACACAGGCAGAGAAGGAAAGUCUAAGAAGACAAAAAUAAAGCAUCCUGUGGCCUCUUUCUUCCACCUGUUCUUCAAAGUGAUUGCCACCCUGGCCUUCUUGUUCUGCGAAAUGAUCAGCAGUAGCUUCAUUGGCUGCAUGGUCUCCAUCAUCCUGUUACUGUCUGCUGACUUUUGGACAGUUAAGAACAUCACGGGCCGGUUGUUGGUGGGACUCAGGUGGUGGAACCAAGUGGAUGACGAUGGAAAAAGCCAAUGGGUGUUUGAAUCUAGAAAGGCAAAUUCAAAGCACGUGGUGUCAGACUCCGAGUCGAGGAUCUUCUGGCUGGGCCUGGUUGUCUGUCCUGUCAUCUGGGCCAUCUUUGCCUUCAGCACACUAAUCUCCUUCAAGAUCAAAUGGAUGGCUGUGGUGAUUAUGGGCGUGGUUUUGCAGGGGGCCAAUCUGUAUGGAUAUGUUCGCUGUAAAGUGGGCGGUAGGACCAGUUUGAAGAACAUGGCUACAAACUAUUUUGGACGACAGUUUCUUAAGCAGGCAAUGACAAAACAAGAAGAAUCUUAGAGAACAGCUGCUAUAAGAUUUUAACAAAUGUUUGCAUUAUUCUGAAUGCUACAGUAUAUCUGGAGUUUUACUAGCAACUGACACAUAAUAGAAACCUUUUGGGACGUUGCUUAUCUUUAAUGAGUUUCCAUUUUUACUACCAUUUCAAGAGAGAACUAAAAUUAUUUUCCUUUGUAACUGUUCUUCCUCAAAGCAAUCCCAUAUGAUCCGUUUGUUUUCCAUAUUUGUUAUUCUGCAUAUUAUCCCUAGACUUUAUACAAUGAGGGACUGUUUUCUGAUGCUUAUUAUAAAAACAUUUUGUUUGUUUUAAAUACAGAUGGUUGUAAAGCAAUACAGAACAUCAAAGUUCACAUGUAAAUAUUUAUGUACAAAAAUAAAUUAUUUGAGACAUC
Esox lucius (northern pike) is the source of this 1121-nucleotide messenger RNA. RefSeq names its product trans-golgi network vesicle protein 23 homolog B (S. cerevisiae) (gene tvp23b). The transcript has 7 exons. Lineage: Eukaryota; Metazoa; Chordata; Actinopteri; Esociformes; Esocidae. The record is from RefSeq and is a predicted model, not a curated record. Gene Ontology annotation, cellular component: Golgi membrane. The coding region runs from base 121 to 729 and encodes 202 amino acids. Gene Ontology annotation, biological process: vesicle-mediated transport; protein secretion.